AUGUCUUCGCCAGGUGCCGAUCCCCAGAUACAAGCCGAAUCCGCUGAGAUGGCCGAGGCGGCAAUUGCAGUUCCCCAUACGGGGGACUAUGAGAAUACUGCCCCGGUCAAUACUCAAGGCCCAAUUGUUGCGGAUGAAUUCAGCGGCGAUGAUAACGAUGAGUUUGCUAGCGAGGAUUCGGAUAUGACUUCGCUUUCUUCUAGUGUGCUUGACUAUGAAUAUGAAAAUGGUCGGCGCUAUCACAGUAAUAGAACUGGACACUAUAUGUUGCCAAACGACGAAGAAGAGCAAGACCGGAUGGACUUGGCACAUCAUAUAAGCUGGCUUCUCCUAAUGAAGGGCGAGCUACACCUAGCCCCCGUCACAAAUCCCCAGAAGAUUCUAGAUCUGGGAACCGGAACUGGAAUCUGGGCUCUGGAUAUCGCCGAGAAAUUCCCCCAAGCCCAGGUCAUCGGAAACGAUAUCAGCGCCAUCCAACCGAACUGGGUCGCGCCCAACGUGGAGUUCAUCGUCGAAGACUUCGAACAAGAAUGGCUCUAUGAACCCAAUAGCUUCGAUUUCAUUCACGCAAGAUUAUUAGCCGGCUGCGUAGCCGACUGGCCAGAAAUGUACCGCAAGAUAUACACGCACAUCAAACCAGGCGGCUACUUCGAAAUCCAAGAAAGCGCCAUCUGGGCUUGGAGCGACGACGGCACGCUAAAGCCCGGCUCGCCCAUCCUAGAAUGCAUGCAAGCCCUCGACACAGCGGGCCGUAUCCUAGGCCGCGAAAUGAACAUCUAUUGCAAGCUCAAGGAUUGGAUGAUCGAGGCUGGCUUCGAGGAUGUCCAUGAGGUUACCUAUAUCCUGCCGUACUCGCCUUGGCCGCGCGAUCCACAUCUGAAGGAGGUGGGCAUGUAUCAGGCUUGUAUGAUUCAGCAGGCGGUUGAGUCUUAUUCUUUGCGCAUUUUCACGCAGGUUCUUGGGUGGGGAGAGGGGCCUGCUAGGAUUUUUCAGGCUAUGGUUAAGAAGCAGAUGAGGGAUAAGCAUUUGCAUUCUUAUGUUAAAGAGUGGGGUUGUUGUUUAUGGGAGGAAACCUUCUUGUUGAUGGACGGGGAGCUGGAGUGA
This is a messenger RNA of Penicillium nucicola, 1104 nucleotides long. Its product is annotated as class I SAM-dependent methyltransferase. The coding region runs from base 1 to 1104 and encodes 367 amino acids. NCBI's taxonomy places the organism in Eukaryota, Fungi, Ascomycota, Eurotiomycetes, Eurotiales, Aspergillaceae. Gene Ontology annotation, molecular function: methyltransferase activity. The record is from RefSeq and is a predicted model, not a curated record. The transcript has 9 exons.